UUUCUUCUUCCUCCUCACUCUCAGCUCACAGAGAAGAAACAAAGCGUGCUUCUUCUCUCAUCUCUCUCUCUCUCUCUCUCUCUCUCUCCUCACCAGUAUUUCCAACACUAUCAUUACCUUCUUCCUCUAUAAAAUCUCAUGGAUCCUUGGGAUAACCAGUACCGUCGCCGAGAUCACCGUCACCCUUCCUUCUCCUCCACUCUCCUCGACCAAAUCUACCGCUCCACCGACUCCUCCUCCUCCGACGUCGUCUCCAUGAGGAAGAAACAGAACCGCUCCGACGAGAAUCGCGUCUGCCUCGAGAAAAUCCUCGCUAACCGCCGCAAAACCGCCGACGAGAAUCGCGUUUGCCUCGAGAAAAUCCUCCUUAACCGCCGCAAAACCGCCGACGAUCUCCUUAGAUCCAAGCACUCGAGCUCCAGCUCCUCCGACUCGAGCGGAUUCUCCUCCUCCGAGUCGGACUCCUUCUACCGGCGAACUCGCUCCUCGCGCUCCUCCCCGCCGGAGAUUCACCAUAUUCCUCCUAAGCCGAUUCGAACCACCGUGGAGAGACUCGAACGGCCUAAUAAUUAUAAUAACAAUAAUAAUAAUAAUAAUAAUAAUAAUAAUAAUAAUAAUAAUAAUAAUAAAGUGAAAUUGAAGGCGUUGAAAAUGUAUAGCGAUUUGAAGAAAGUGAAACAGCCAAUCUCUCCCGGCGGACGCCUCGCCACAUUCCUUAACUCUCUCUUCACCACGGGAAACAACACAAAGAAGAAAACCAACAAAACCGCCACGUCAUCAUCCACCACUUGCUCAUCAUCAUCAUCCUUCUCUAGAUCCUGCUUGACCAAAACGACGACCUCGUCUUGUGAAAAAUCGAAACGGUCUGUUCGAUUCUGUCCCGUCAACGACGUCGUCCUCGACGAAAAGUCAACUCGUGAGAGCCGAGUUAUGGAGGAGAAUCGUCGCGUGAUCGAAGCAGCCAAGGAGCUUAUCAGAACUUACCAGAAGAGUAAAGACGUCGUCGUCAACAUUGAAGAAGACGACGAUGAUGAUGCUGCGAGUUGCGCGAGCUCCGACCUGUUCGAGUUGGAUAAUAUAUGGGCGAUAGGCAUCGAGAGGUAUCGAGAAGAGCUUCCCGUCUACGAAACAACUCGUCCCAACACGAAUCAUCGUAUAAUCUCCAGAUGAAGCAUUAAUUAUUGUUAAAAUUAGUUUGCUUAAUUACUUACUGGUUUGGGGGUGGAUUAAUUAAAUUUGGGAUAAUACAGUUUUCUGAGUGAGAUUAAUUAUAAUUAUCUAGUGUUUUCAUAAAUUGAGUUUACUUGUGAGUUCUGUAUUAAUUAAUGACUAAUUAAACAGAAAUUCGAAA
Molecule: messenger RNA, 1351 nt
Organism: Raphanus sativus (radish)
Lineage: Eukaryota; Viridiplantae; Streptophyta; Magnoliopsida; Brassicales; Brassicaceae
Product: protein BIG GRAIN 1-like B
Exons: 1
Coding region: 139-1170 (343 amino acids)
Biological process (GO): auxin-activated signaling pathway
Source: RefSeq, a predicted model, not a curated record